Molecule: messenger RNA, 1192 nt
Organism: Purpureocillium takamizusanense
Lineage: Eukaryota; Fungi; Ascomycota; Sordariomycetes; Hypocreales; Ophiocordycipitaceae
Exons: 5
Coding region: 127-933 (268 amino acids)
Source: RefSeq, a predicted model, not a curated record
CAAAUCCCCAUUCCAUUCCAUUCCUCAACCGCCGAGCAGUCCGCAGCAUCCAGAGCAUCGGAAGCGAUCGUGAACCACGAAUCCUUCUGUUGACCCCGACUCUGCUGUGAGCUUCGUAGAGCGACCAUGGCCAAGGUUAUCAUCCUCAUGGCCGACUACGGGCAUGACCCGACAGAAACGGCCGUCCCAUAUGCGGCAUUCAAAGACGCGGGGUUCGACGUCAGAUUCGCGACUGAGAGCGGCAAGGCACCGGGCUGCGACAGCCGCAUGCUCCAGGGCAUCACGCAAAAGAUUCUCGGCGCAACGCAGUCCACCAUCCAGCUCUACAACGCCAUGGCCUCGUCGGCUGAGUUCAAGAAGCCCCUCUCUUGGACCGCCUCCGGCUUCUCCCUCGCGCCGUACAACCUCGUCUUCCUCCCCGGCGGACACGAAAAGUCCGUUCGCCAGAUUAUCGACUCGGCUGCGGUUCACACGCUGCUGCUAGACUACUUCCCGUCCACGGCAAAGUCAACGGCGAGCGACGGUAAGAAGGCGGCGGCGGCAGUCGGUGCGAUCUGCCACGGCGUCAUGGUGCUGUCGGAGGCGCGGCGCCGGGACGGCGACGGACGGAGCGUGCUUCACGGGGUGACGACGACGACUCUGCCGGCCAGGUUUGAGCAAAUGGCGUUCUGGGGGACGAGGGCUUUCCUAGGGGAUUACUACAAGACGUACGGAGCUGGGAGCGAUGACGUGGAGGACUCGGUCCGGAAGGCGGUUGGUGAUCCGUCGCACCUGAAAAUCAGUCUCUCCCCGUCCCCGUUUGUAGUCGAGGACGAAAACUUCAACUACAUCAGUGCUAGAUUUCCCGGAGAUGUGCCGCUCAUGGCCGAGAGGAUGGUCAAGCUGGUACAAGACCUAACAGCCGGAGAGUCUGGUACGUCUGGCUCGGCUUAGGUACGAAUGAUAUUUUUUUUGGUGGUCACAGGGACCAGCACUGGGGCAAGUACUGCAGCAUCACUGUGACGGAUUGAUGACGGAGUGCCAGCGAUAGGGUAUAACAGUUUGCGCAGUUGUACGGGCGAUCUUGCAAAUGUGCGGCAGGGGGUCGCUGAGGCGAGGAGCUUGACUCCUAAGGGGUUUGCCUCCUGCCUCGGCAGGAGCAAUGUGUAAGUAACAAAAUGCCGUGGGUGAAUAAUGCUAUUGUUUGUUGCAU